Messenger RNA from Sphaerulina musiva SO2202, 324 nucleotides. RefSeq lists its product as uncharacterized. The transcript has a single exon. The record is from RefSeq and is a predicted model, not a curated record. Bases 1 to 324 code for a protein of 107 amino acids. NCBI's taxonomy places the organism in Eukaryota, Fungi, Ascomycota, Dothideomycetes, Mycosphaerellales, Mycosphaerellaceae.
AUGAGUACGAUGACAACGCGCAUACAUCUACCUCCUAUACCUCCUCCUACCUCCCCCUACCUCCUCUUACCCAAGGUACUUACUUGUACUUUAUUUGCAGAGCGUAGACCUACCGACCCCGACAACUGCCACGAAGCUCCAGAAAAGGGUUCAUUCUAUCAUGCCUCUCCUAUCCACGCUGACAGACGUGAACCGCAGCCUCCUCCCACUCCUUUCACCAUCCCCGAGCAAGUGUACUACCCCGUGGAAGAGGACAAUAUCAUCUUGGUGCGGCCUCACCCAACCCGCUGCUCCAGUCAUGCCACCACCGUGCCUGAAAAGUAA